Molecule: messenger RNA, 2224 nt
Organism: Arachis duranensis
Lineage: Eukaryota; Viridiplantae; Streptophyta; Magnoliopsida; Fabales; Fabaceae
Product: probable leucine-rich repeat receptor-like protein kinase At1g68400
Exons: 2
Coding region: 159-2195 (678 amino acids)
Biological process (GO): protein phosphorylation
Molecular function (GO): protein kinase activity; ATP binding; protein binding
Source: RefSeq, a predicted model, not a curated record
CGUCAUUACCGUUAAGCCCUUUUAUUUUCACAUUAAUUAGUGUGAGCUUAAUACACUUCAUUACUCGCGCACACACACACACUCACUCUUCUUCACUCUUCACACUUCACUGGCUCUCUCUCUCUCUCUCUCUCUCUCUCUCUCUCUGCAGAGCGACAAUGGCGGCAACAAGUCACCUCGUUGCUCAUGCUACCUUGUUCCUCUCUCUGGUUUUUCACAUGCAUCUUCUGGUUAGCGGCUCUACCAGCCAAGAUAUGGAGGCUCUUUUGGCCUUCAAAGCUGGUUCAGACGCGUCGGAGAAGCUAACGAGUUGGAACAACAGCACCAACCUGUGCAGCUGGGACGGUGUCUCCUGCAUCAACAACCGAGUCACGCGACUCGUUCUGGAGAACCUCGACCUCCAAGGUUCCAUUCAACCCUUAACUUCACUCACUCAACUGCGAGUUCUCAGCCUCAAGCGAAACCGUUUCUCUGGAACCCUUCCCUCUCUCUCUAACUUCACCGCCCUCAAGCUUCUCUUCCUCUCUUACAACCACUUCUCCGGUGACUUUCCAGCCACAGUGACCUCUCUCUUCCGCCUCUAUCGUCUCGAUCUGUCCCACAACAACCUCUCCGGCGAGAUUCCGGCGACAGUCAACCACUUAGCCCACCUUCUCACUCUCCGUCUCGAGGAGAACCGUUUCUCUGGCUACAUUCCUGGCGUCAACCUCCCAAACCUGCAAGACUUCAACGUCUCCGGGAACCUCCUCUCCGGCGAGAUACCGAAGUCGCUCUCGGCUUUCCCCGUAUCCUCGUUCGGGCAAAACCCUUCUCUCUGCGGAGCCCCGAUUCAGAACUGCACCGGAGUGGUGCCUGACCCUACAAAACCCGGAUCCGAGGGCGCCAUUGCGUCCCCAGUGGUGCCACGUGGCGGCGCCACAACAACAGUGUCAUCUUCCCCGAGUUCAAUGCCAGCAAAUGACGGUGGAGCAGCUCCAAAAACCACGAAAACACAUAGAAACGGAGGUUCGAAGAUAAGCCCGGUGGCUCUAAUAGCCAUAAUUGUGGGCGAUGUAUUGGUACUGGGCAUUGUGUCAUUGCUUCUAUAUUGCUACUUCUGGAGGAACUACUCGGCGAAGUUGAAGGAAGGGAAAGGAUCAAAGCUUUUCGAGAGCGAGAAGAUUGUGUAUUCUUCGAGUCCGUACCCUGCACAAGGAGGAGGAGGAGGGUUUGAGAGGGGGAAAAUGGUGUUCUUCGAAGGCGAGAAGAGGUUCGAAUUGGAGGACUUGCUUCGAGCGUCUGCUGAGAUGCUGGGAAAAGGUGGGUUCGGAACGGCGUACAAAGCGGUUCUUGAUGAUGGGAACGUUGUUGCGGUGAAGAGGCUGAAAGAUGCGCAGAUUGGAGGGAAGAGAGAGUUCGAGCAGCACAUGGAGCUUCUUGGAAGGUUGAGGCAUCAGAAUAUCGUGAGCUUGAGGGCUUACUAUUUUGCCAGAGACGAGAAGUUGUUGGUCUACGAUUACAUGCCCAAUGGAAGCUUGUUCUGGCUCCUUCAUGGGAACCGAGGACCGGGGAGAACCCCACUGGACUGGACCACUCGGCUCAAGAUAGCAGCUGGAGCGGCGCGUGGCGUGGCCUUCAUUCACAACUCGUGUAAGUCCCUCAGGCUCAACCACGGUAACAUCAAAUCCACCAACAUUCUCUUAGACAAGCAGGGAAAUGCCCGGGUAUCAGAUUUUGGGCUGUCCGUGUUCGCGGGCCCAGGCCCAUCAACAUCUGGUGUCAGAUCCAACGGCUAUCGUGCUCCCGAGGUGUCAUCUGACGGUCGAAAACAGUCCCAAAAGUCUGACGUGUACUCGUUCGGUGUAUUCUUGCUUGAGUUGCUGACGGGGAAGUGCCCCUCGGCGGUGGAGGGUGGUGGUGCGCCCGCGGUGGACCUGCCAAGGUGGGUCCAGUCCGUUGUGAGGGAGGAAUGGACCGCUGAGGUAUUUGAUUUGGAGCUGAUGAGGUACAAGGACAUUGAAGAGGAGAUGGUUGGGCUGUUGCAGGUUGCUAUGGCGUGCACUGCCCCUGCACCUGAUCAACGGCCUAGCAUGAGCCACGUGGUCAAGAUGAUCGAGGAGUUGCGUGGGGUGCAGGUGUCACCGUGUCAUGACACGUUGGACUCUGUGUCUGAGUCACCUUCCGUCUCCGAAGAUGCAUGUGGAGCUAGUCAGUGAAUAAUAAACCUUGGGUAGCGUUGUAAAUC